Molecule: messenger RNA, 501 nt
Organism: Cyclocybe aegerita
Lineage: Eukaryota; Fungi; Basidiomycota; Agaricomycetes; Agaricales; Hemipholiotaceae
Source: the annotation of a GenBank genome assembly
AUGUGUGCGCCCAAAUGUGUGCCUCUUCGUGUGCUCGCCCGUAUGUUUUCAGCGCGUGUGUUCUCGAAUCGCUGUGCUCCUCGCAACUCGGUCUGCCUCAAGCUUGAUAGCGCACGUCGGAUUCAAGAUCUCGAGUCUCAAUGGCCAAGUUUUACCCCCUGGGUUGAUAUUUCGAGCCUCAAGAUGUCUUUGCUUGAACAAGACUCCCUGCGCCUCGCGAUUGUGCGUAAUGAGGCGAUGUGUGCCAACUACUAUGACGAAGACUCAAGGCCACCGAAAAUUCGAUGCUGCGCCCCUGCAUCUCGAGCUCUUCCCACCAAGCCCGUCUGCCCGCCCGCCCUCGAAGCGUUUCAACGUUUCAGCCGCGUACGCAUUCAGCAAUGCCCUCAUUCGACGAUCCCGUCUGCUGUCUGUACCUUAUCGAUUCGUCCUUAUAGUAAGUAUGUCCUCUGGGUAAGUGCGUGCACCUAUCUAUUCCCAUCCGUCGAAGUACCUCUGUAG